Molecule: messenger RNA, 625 nt
Organism: Rubroshorea leprosula
Lineage: Eukaryota; Viridiplantae; Streptophyta; Magnoliopsida; Malvales; Dipterocarpaceae
Source: the annotation of a GenBank genome assembly
CAGAUCUGGGUUUGUUUGAAGCCCACCCUUUAGCCCCCCUCAAUCACCUAGCAGAAUUCGUAAAAAUCACCAAGACAUGAGGGAAGAGGCGGCGUACGACGAGGUGCUGCGGAUGAUGGGGGAUACCGAGCGAGGUACCGACUGCACUAGCAUGUCCUCCACCUCCAAAGAAGAAGCCGUUUUUGUUCAAGAAAAAGAGGGAGCCACCGAAGGACAGACAAUUCCAACCACCUGAUCUGGAGUUGUUCUUCUCGAUCAACUAGGUUCCAUGUAACAUUGCCAGCAACAUCAAUACCGAAUUCGGUGCCUAGGGACGCCUGGGGCCGCCUGGGUUCAGCAUCGAUGGAUGAUGGGUAUUUUAGAAGGAAUUAUUCAACCCUUGCUGCAGCUGUAGCAACAAUAGAGAGUGAAGAGGAAGAAGUAGGUGAAAGCGAGGGAGAGGAAAGUGAUCAAGGUGAAGGGGAAGAAAAGGAGGGUAUAGAUCUGGUUUUGUUCUUUUGCUUAUUUUGUGUUUUCUAUGUGUAUUUUUUGAGUUGAUUAAGUGGUUUUCGUGUUAAUUAUUUUCGAGAUUAGAUCUGCAGUUGGCUUGUAUGUGAAUGUGAUUUGGCUUGAAUUGCUUUUUUUC